AUGUGGUACUUCUUUUUAUUGGCCUUUCUUCUGAAAGCCUCUGAUGCAACCUUCUCAUGUCCCAAUGGAACUCUCCAACUCGGAAAUGAGCAUCGAUGUAUAUUCAUUGAGACUUCAGCUUUAAUUCAACAAGAUGUGUCCACGUUUGUUCACGGUGCUCCACCCGAGAAGCGAUGUCAGUACUCGAAUGCUUGGAUUGGUUUGUACGCUGAUGGACAAGUGGGCAAUGGGCCGUGGUCUGAUGGAACGCCUGUCAACUACACAAAUAGCCAAUCGACCGCAUCAGCGUCUUCACCGUGGAUGACACUGAACAAAGAAUGUGAGACUCAACCACAUGCAUGGAAAUACUAUGGCUUGGAAGCGCAUAGUGCUCGCUUUGUCUGCAAGCAAGCUUCGAAGUCAAGACUGAUCAGAGAAAAGUUAAUUGGAACUUUUAUGAGAAAAUCAUUGUAUUUAAAAGGGAAU
Messenger RNA from Mesorhabditis belari, 465 nucleotides. The record is from the annotation of a GenBank genome assembly. Lineage: Eukaryota; Metazoa; Nematoda; Chromadorea; Rhabditida; Rhabditidae.